AUGAGUACCAUGUGUUCUCAACCGCAGCAGUUCUGGUACACCCAAACACCAUCCAAAGUUCUCCAUGUUGGGAAUCUUCCCGUGGAGUGCAUCGAAGAAGAGCUGGUCAAACUCUGCAAACCCUUUAGCAAGAUUGUCAAUACCAAGUGCAAUGUCGAUGCCAAUCACAAUCAAGCCUUCGUUGAAUUUGUGGAUAUUAAUCAGGGAGUUAACAUGGUUGCAUAUUGUGCUUUAGCUUCAGAACCACCACAAGUUCGUGGCAAAACAGUCUAUAUCCAGUACUCGAACAGGAACGAAAUUGUCAAUAACAAGAGUUCGGGAGAUGUUCCAGGCAAUGUCUUGCUUGUUACAAUUGAGGGAGUUGAAGCUGGUAAUGUCAGCAUUGAUGUCAUUCACUUGGUAUUUGCAAUAGCGUUUGGAUUUCUACUUUUCUUUUUACACAUGGAUUCUUGUUUUGUUUCCUCGCGCAGGGAUUAUACAAAUCCUUAUCUUCCUGUUAAUCCUACUGCAAUGGAAGGUUUUGUUCAACCCGUUGUAGGUCCUGAUGGAGAGAAUAAGGAAGUUGAGAGUAAUAUGCAGCUCGCAUCCAUUGAGAAUAUGCAAUAUGCAGUCAAUGUGGAUGUUCUUCACACGGUACUCUCUGCAUAUGGUACUGUCCAAAAGAUUGCAAUAUUUGAGAAUGGUGGAACACAGGCCCUAAUCCAAUAUCCUGGUAAGUUGCUCAUGAACUACACAUCCGUCAAAUUUUCCUAAUUGCAAAGAAAGAAAGUCUCAAAUA
Messenger RNA from Olea europaea var. sylvestris, 778 nucleotides. RefSeq names its product polypyrimidine tract-binding protein homolog 1-like. Gene Ontology annotation, biological process: regulation of RNA splicing. Gene Ontology annotation, molecular function: mRNA binding. The record is from RefSeq and is a predicted model, not a curated record. The coding region runs from base 1 to 753 and encodes 250 amino acids. Gene Ontology annotation, cellular component: nucleus. Lineage: Eukaryota; Viridiplantae; Streptophyta; Magnoliopsida; Lamiales; Oleaceae. The transcript is spliced from 8 exons.